Messenger RNA from Oncorhynchus keta (chum salmon), 3375 nucleotides. RefSeq lists its product as uncharacterized. The record is from RefSeq and is a predicted model, not a curated record. The transcript has 3 exons. Lineage: Eukaryota; Metazoa; Chordata; Actinopteri; Salmoniformes; Salmonidae. The coding region runs from base 1 to 1761 and encodes 586 amino acids.
AUGAACCAGCUUGUGUUCAGGUCAACUGUCUUUCUGGUUUGUCUGACAAAACAUUACAGAUUGUCUGGCGUGAGUGCUGUACCACUGACAAGACUUUACAUAUUGUCUGGUGUGAGUGCUGUACCACUGACAAGACUUUACAGAUUGUCUGGUGUGAGUGCUGUACCACUGACAAGACUUUACAUAUUGUCUGGUGUGAGUGCUGUACCACUGACAAGACUUUACAGAUUGUCUGGUGUGAGUGCUGUACCACUGACAAGACUUUACAGAUUGUCUGGUGUGAGUGCUGUACCACUGACAAUACUUUACAGAUUGUCUGGUGUGAGUGCUGUACCACUGACAAGACUUUACAGAUUGUCUGGUGUGAGUGCUGUACCACUGACAAGACUUUACAGAUUGUCUGGUGUGAGUGCUGUACCACUGACAAGACUUUACAGAUUGUCUGGUGUGAGUGCUGAACCACUGACAAGACUUUACAUAUUGUCUGGUGUGAGUGCUGUACCACUGAUAAGACUUUACAGAUUGUCUGGUGUGAGUGCUGUACCACUGACAAGACUUUACAGAUUGUCUGGUGUGAGUGCUGUACCACUGACAAGACUUUACAGAUUGUCUGGUGUGAGUGCUGUACCACUGACAAGACUUUACAGAUUGUCUGGUGUGAGUGCUGUACCACUGACAAGACUUUACAGAUUGUCUGGUGUGAGUGCUGUACCACUGACAAGACUUUACAGAUUGUCUGGUGUGAGUGCUGUACCACUGACAAGACUUUACAGAUUGUCUGGUGUGAGUGCUGAACCACUGACAAGACUUUACAGAUUGUCUGGUGUGAGUGCUGUACCACUGACAAGACUUUACAGAUUGUCUGGUGUGAGUGCUGUACCACUGACAAGACUUUACAGAUUGUCUGGUGUGAGUGCUGAACCACUGACAAGACUUUACAUAUUGUCUGGUGUGAGCGCUGUACCACUGACAAGACUUUACAGAUUGUCUGGUGUGAGCGCUGUACCACUGACAAGACUUUACAGAUUGUCUGGUGUGAGUGCUGUACCACUGAUAAGACUUUACAGAUUGUCUGGUGUGAGUGCUGUACCACUGACAAGACUUUACAGAUUGUCUGGUGUGAGUGCUGUACCACUGAUAAGACUUUACAGAUUGUCUGGUGUGAGUGCUGUACCACUGACAAGACUUUACAGAUUGUCUGGUGUGAGUGCUGUACCACUGACAAGACUUUACAUAUUGUCUGGUGUGAGUGCUGUACCACUGACAAGACUUUACAUAUUGUCUGGUGUGAGUGCUGUACCACUGACAAGACUUUACAGAUUGUCUGGUGUGAGUGCUGUACCACUGACAAGACUUUACAGAUUGUCUGGUGUGAGUGCUGUACCACUGACAAGACUUUACAGAUUGUCUGGUGUGAGUGCUGUACCACUGACAAGACUUUACAGAUUGUCUGGUGUGAGUGCUGUACCACUGACAAGACUUUACAGAUUGUCUGGUGUGAGUGCUGUACCACUGACAAGACUUUACAGAUUGUCUGGUGUGAGUGCUGAACCACUGACAAUACUUUAUAGAUUGUCUGGUGUGAGUGCUGUACCACUGACAAGACUUUACAGAUUGUCUGGUGUGAGUGCUGUACCACUGACAAGACUUUACAGAUUGUCUGGUGUGAGUGCUGUACCACUGACAAGACUUUACAGAUUGUUUGGUGUGAGUGCUGUACCACUGACUUCUCAUGCUGAAUCUAAUGCUGUCUUACUAUGAGAGAAGUGUUACAAGAGAAGUGUUACAUUACUGCAACAGAAAAUAAAGAAUAUAUAUAUAUAUAUUUAUACAGUACCAGUCAAAAGUUUGGGCACACCUACUCAUUCCAGGCUUUUUCUUUAUUUUGACUAUUUAUACAUUGUAGCAUAAUAGUGAAGACAUCAAAACUAUGAAAUAACACAUAUGGAAUCAUGUCGUAAGCAAAAAGGUGUUAAACAAAUCAAAAUAUAUGUUAUAUUUUACAUUCUUCAGUGUAGCCACCCUUUGCCUUGAUGACAGCUUUGCACACUCUUGGCAUUCUUUCAACCAGCUUCAACUGGAAUGCUUUUCCAACAGUCUUGAAGGAGUUCCCACUUGUUGCUGAGCACUUGUUGGUUUGCUUUCCUUCACUCUGCGGUCCAUCUCGUCCCAAAACAUCUCAAUUGGGUUGAGGUCAGGUGAUUGUAGAGGCAAGGUCAUCUGAUGCAGCACUCCAUCACUCUCCUUCUUGGUCAAAUAGCCCUUACACAGCCUAGAGGUGUGUUUUGGGUCAUUUUCCUGUUAAAAAAACAAACGAUAGUCCCACUAAGCACAAAACAGAUGGGGUGGCGUAUCGCUGCAGAAUGCUGUGGUUGCCAUGCUGGUUGAGUGUGCCUUCAAUUCUAAAUAAAUCACCAACAGUGUCACCAGCAAAGCACCCCAUCACACCUCCUCCUCCAUGCUUCAUGGUGGGAACCACACAUGUGGAGAUCAGCAGUCUCCUCUGAACAGUUGAUGUUGAGAUGUGUCUGUUACUUGAAUUCUGUGGAGCAUUUAUUUGGGCUGCAAUUUCUGAGGCUGGUAACUAAUGAACUUAUCCUUUGCAGCAGAGGUAACUUUGGGUCUUCCUUUCCUGUGGCGGUCCUCAUGAGAGACAGUUUCGUCAUAGCUCUUGACGGUUUCUGAAACUACACUUGAAGAAAUUUUCAAAGUUCUUGAAAUGUUUCCAAAUUAACUGACCUUCAUGUCUUAAAAGUAUUGAUAGACCAUUGUUUAUCUUUGCUUAUCUGAGCUGUUCUUGCCAUAAUAUAGACUUGGUAUUUUACCAAAUUGGGCUAUUUUCUGUAUACCACCCCCUAUCUUGUCACAACAAUGCAUUAAGAAGGAAAACAUUUCCACAAAUUAACUUUUAACAAGGCACACCUGUUAAUUGAAAUGCAUUCCAGGUGACAUGAUUCUGGUUGAGAGAAUGCUAUGAGUGUGCAAAGCUGUCAUCAAGGCAAAGAGUGGCUACUUUGAAGAAUGUGAAAUAUAAAAUAUAUUUUGAUUUGUUUAACACUUUUAUGGUUACUACAUGAUAUGUGUUAUGUGUCAUAUGUGUUAUUUCAUAGUUUUGAUGUCUUCACUAUUAUUAUACAAUGUAGAAAAUAGUAAAAAAUCAAGAAAAACCCUUGAAUGAGUAGCUGUGUCCAAACUUUUGACUGAUACUGUAUAUUGUCCAGAUUAUUUAUAUUUCGUGGGUGCCAGAGUUGCCCUCCGCUGGUGACCAGCAUUCUACCAUGUGAUCAUGUGAUCAUUAAACAUUGUCUCGUAAUGAUGACCUCGUGGUUUGGUUGGUUUUUCAUGUCAAGUGCAUUUUUGCAAUAAAUGCCUUUG